CAGUGAGCAGCGUGCAGCCUUCAGUCAGUGGAGCAGCUGUCCAGGGUUUGGAAUUCCAACAUGGCAGAGGCUGUGGUCAGUCUUCCCCUCUCUAACUUGGAAUGGUUUCAAAUGGUGAGCAGCCACGCGUAACCCGAGCAAGCCAUUCAUCUGCGCACUGGCCGGAUCGAUGGUACUAUAAACCUUGACGCUGCCCUGUCAACUAACACAGGCUUGAAGACAUGAUCACUAGCACCAGUAUUUAUGGUCUAAAGAUGCAGUGGACCCCAGAGCACACACAAUGGGCAGAACAACACUUUGACAUCUCAUCCACUACCCGCUCACCAGCUCACAAAGUAGAGGCCUACCGGGGGCACUUACAGCGAACAUACCAGUAUGCGUGGGCAAACGAUGACAUCUCUGCACUGACUGCCUCCAAUCUGCUUAAGAAAUAUGCAGAGAAGUACUCUGGGAUCCUAGAAGGCCCAAAUGAAAGAGCCCUGCUGUGCUCCUACUCUGAUAGCACCACCGGACUCAUGAAUGGACGAAAGUCAGAGAAUGAGUCCUGGCAGGAGGGGAUUUACCCAAUGAACUGUGCUCCAGAUGUUAUAUCUGUGAGCAAAGCUGGAAUGACAGCUGCCUUACCCCCUACAGAUGUGUCGGCUAGCAUAGGCAGCUCCCCGGGGGUGGCCAGCAGCUUGUCUGAGCCUAGCUAUUCCAGCAGUAACUGUGGGAGUCACACAGCCACCACUCUCCACUCGGGCCUCCCCUCUCAGGAAUAUACUGCCAGCUACAACGGUUCCUACCUGCAUUCUAGCUACAGCGGCCAGAGUACCCCCGCUCUCCCCUCCCCACAUCCUUCUCCCUUGCACAGCGCCGGGCUAUUACAACCACCACCCCCACCUCCUCCUCCUACUUUAGUGCCGAGCUACAACGCCGGGUCUCCAAACCUUCCCAACUACAAUUAUCCACCAACAGGGUAUGCUUCACAGACUGCUGUUGGCCCUGGUUAUAGCCCAGGGGGAGCACCCCCUCCUUCUGCUUAUCUGCCGUCCGGUAUUGCAGCUCCGACUCCAAUCCCUCCCUCCACAUUGCCUGGCUACACCUACCAGUCCCAUAAUCACACACCAAUUGCACCAACACCUUUGAAUGGCAGCACAUCUAACUCAUUAAAACGAAAAGCUUUCUACAUGAGCGGACAUGGAGAUAUGGACUCAAGCUAUGGUAGUUUCAACUACAACCAACAGCGCUCUUCGCAGAGCCCGAUGUACAGAAUAGCAGACAGCAGCAUCUCAGACUCUAACAGGGGCAAUGGCUUCGAAAGAAACGCUGAAGCAUCCUCUUUAGCCUUUAAGCCAACCAAACAGCCACUGUCUUCGGAUCAGCAAAGAAAAUUUAACUUACACUCUGGCAGAGCACUAACUCCUCCAUCCUAUGGAUCAACCAAAAGCUCUGCGGGUGAUCUGAGAACUGGUGAGCCCUACAGCAAAUUUGGAUCUCCCCUCAUGAGCGAGCAAACUGAAGAGCACAGACAGCACCUCUCUCACUCCCUAACAGGGCCUGACAUAGGUACGGCUACCUCGUCCAUCCAUGCUGCAGAGGAACAACUGAAGAACAGUGAUUCCAACCUGGUGGAGAUGGUGACCACGGAAGUCCUCCAGCAGGGCUCUCCAGUGGACUGGAGUGACAUUGCAGGUUUGGAUAUGGCCAAAGCAGCCAUCAAAGAGGAGAUUCUAUGGCCCAUUUUAAGACCUGAUAUGUUUAGUGGGCUUGCCACAUUACCUCGCACCCUUCUUUUAUUUGGACCUCAGGGAACUGGUCGAACGCUGCUGGCGCGAUGCAUGGCCAGCCAACUGGGGGCUGCCUUUCUGCGACUAAGCAGUUCGGCACUGGUUACCAAGUGGCUGGGUGAAGGGGACAAGAUCAUCCAGGCUUCUUUCCUCGUGGCCCGAUGUCGCCAACCAGCAGUCGUCUUUAUCAGUGAGGUCGAUCUGCUGCUGUCAGCCCAGCUCAGCGAGGAGAGUCCGGUGAAUCACCUCAAGACUGAGCUUCUCAUACAGCUUGACAGUAUUCUGACCUCUGCUGAGGACCAUGUGCUCGUGGUCUGCUCCACCAGUAAGCCUGAAGAGAUCCCAGAGUCCCUACGGAGGUACUUUGCCAAGCGAUUGCUCAUCCCCUUGCCUGAUGGGACAGCACGACAUCAGAUAAUCAGUCAGCUGCUCUCCCAGCACAACUACUGUCUUAGUGACAAAGAGAUGUCACUGCUGGUUCAGAGGACAGAGGGCUUUUCGGGACUAGAUGUGGCCCAGCUGUGUCAGGAGGCUGUGGUAGGUCCUCUCCACGGCAUGCCGGGGACUGACCUGUCAAGCAUCCAUCCCAGUCAGAUGAGACCAGUUUCCUACCAAGACUUUGACAAUGUGUUUUGCAAAUUCCAGCCCAGCAUAUCACAAAAAGAACUUGACAUGUACACUGAGUGGAAUAAAAUGUUUGGCUGUAGUCAAUGAAAGAGACUCAUCAAACACAAUUUCUUUAAACCCAGUUGUUGAAUACAAAUAAAUGUUUGGCCUUCAGUGAACAAGAAAACAAAGCAAACAGUGGUGACAUGAACAUAUUAUAUCGAGCAAAGGGAUUGUCAUUACAGGCGUCAGACAGAAGACAGCAGUCUGGACAUCACACAUUGGUUAAAAUCAAUUAAAUGCUUUAUAUGGCUGAAGCCAUGUGCUCAAGAAAACUCAAACAACUUGGAGAAGAUGCCCCCAUUUUUGUAUAUACAUACAUAUAUACUUAUACAUAUAUAUGCAUGUGUGUGGAUAUAUUUACAUAUAUAUGUCCACACACACACAUAUAUAUAGUAUUCUGCUGAUCUUGAGAUUUAGUUGCUAUCAAGUGCCUGAGGUGGUGCUGUUGAAUUUUUUUCUUGUAGGAUUCUUUUUUAUUUGCCUCACAAUCUUCAUUGGUGACAUGUGCUAAUAUAUAUAUAAAAAAGCUUUACAAUGUGACAAAAAAAAAAGUUGUUUUCUCUUUUUCAUUGGAGCAGUGUUCUUCAGCUGUGUCUGUUUUGUGCUCUCUGUGAACAGUUGUGGUUAAUUUGAGCUUAAUUAAAUUUAUCGGCAUAAUUUUAGUUGGGCUUCAUUACCUUACACAGGUUCUUAUGUAUGUGUAAAUCAUUUAAUUACCGUAACAUUCUAGCAAACUUAAAUUUGGUUGAUGUACUAGCCUCUCCUCUGUAGACGACAUGACAAUGAAAAGGCAACAAAACAAAUUAUUUGAAUUGAUAUUCUUAUUUUGCAAGGUGACUUCAAUUUAAACAAUAAAUUACUAUGUAAUUCCUGUUAAAAUGUUGUUACAGUAGUGAUCCACAGUGUAAAAUUCUACCAUUUUUUCUUUUGAUGUUCUCUAUUUGAAAACUCAGGAAAGUGAUGAUAUGUAUAGUACCUCAUAAGCUUGUAUUGAAGCACUACACACUACACAAGCAUUUGGCUUGCAUUUGAAAUUGCAUCAUCAAAACAUGAAAGGCUAUGUAAUACCUCAAAAAGCUCAAAAUGAAAUGAGAAGGUUCCUGCAAUGAAUGUAUGAGAGUAAUUCUGGUUUAUCUGCAAGACAAAAAAUCAUUUGUUUAGGAUUCUUUACCUUUGAAUUUGUUGGAAAUGGAAAUUUGUAUUAUGAUCAGAGAUUUGCCUUUGAAAAGAAUGGAACCAUUAUGUAUCUUGAAUUGUAGCCUUGAGGAACACUUUUCUUUCCCCUAUUGGCUAUCACACAGAAAACCUUCAUUUACAUCAAAUACAAUGAUCCUGUUGUUUAGUUCCCUGUUUGCAGACACAGCUGUUCAGCUUGUGGUGAUGCAGAGCUGAGAGAAAUUCGAAAGGUGCAGACAAACAUCUUGGGGUUGAGGAAGACAACUGCUCCGAGCUGUUUCGUUCCAUCCUGCUGCUGUUUUAUCAUUAAUGAAACCUAAGGAUUAUGUAUAACCUAAGUUCCUUUCUACCUCAGUUUGUUUGUUAUCUCUGAAAGACAAAUUCACAAAGACAGCAAAAUGUCAGCGCCUAUUCUGGUUGUUUGAUGAAGAAUCCCUGUGAGAGAACACCAAACAGUAUUUUGUUGUGUGCAAAAUCUAUUAGCUUUACAUUUUGAUAACUCCCAAGAAUGCUUUUUCACACCACAUAAUGCACUUAAAGGGGAAUACCACUGAAUAUCAGGUUUGGGACACAUGAUACCUUUGCCUUAGGACAAUUUGGUCUGUAUUAACAAACAUUCACUAGUCGAUCUUGUUACCAUACCUUGUUAGACCUUGUUAAAUAGAACCUCUAAUGUGACAGUCUUCACAGUGUACGCUCUUAAAAAUAUUAUUCCAUUAUGUUAAUAUAAAGUUUACAAAAGAAUUGGUUUGACCUUCUUGGGCAAUAACUGUAACAUUCAUGAAUUGAGUGGCAUUCCUUUUUAAGAAUAUGUCUCGAAGGCUAGUCUCACUUGGUCUGUAUACAAAAUGCUGUUAUUUUUAUUAUAUGUUGUCAUUUUCCCAUUCAAACUGUUGCCGUGUUAUUUAUCGUUACUUGCUGCCAUUAAUCAGUACAUUUCCAUGCAACAUUUCCAACAACAAAAGAGCAGGUCUGACAGCUGAAUUGGCAAGUAUUGAAUGUAUUAUGUCCUCAGAGCAGUAAGGAAAGCAAAGCACUUGCACAUUGAAAAAUGCCACUGAAGUAGAUAGCACUGUAGAUGUAUUAAACUGCAGAGGCAUAGAAGGACCUUUUUUUAAUUUUUUUUUUUAAGUAGGUCCCUUUAUAUUUGUUGCCCGUUGCACAUGUACUUGUUCUUUUCUUUUAUUGCAAAGUAUAUGAACCACUGCCACCUGGUUUGGUAUCAUUAACUCUUUCAGAUCCGUAUCAAGAUGUUUACAGAGCAUCCACAACUUUCAUCGAGCCACCGCAUUUUGCCAACUACAAGAUUGCCAACAGUAAUAUAUGGCUGCAGUGACUCAAGUCAUAAGACGAGUGGCAGCAUUUUUAAUAAAUCUAGGCAAGUUUUAGGAAUUAGUAAAACAGUAACCCAAGCCUUGAUCAACCUUGAAACAGGAUCAUUUCAUUUGUUGGAUUCGAAAACAGUGUAGAAUAUGACUGCCUCUUUGUGUUUGGUGUUUUUUCAGAAUAUAUAGAGAUGGGUCCUUCGAGUUUAAGUUUAAAAUACUUUUCACAUGGUGGAUUAACCCUCAGUCUUAAUGACAGAAAUUGAAAGAGAGAUUUCAAGUGUACAUUUAAGAUGUUCAAAGCAUUUUUUUCUGUCGUGUCAAGUCAAUGGUCAGACUCGCUUCUUGCAUACAACUGUUUACAAUUAUCAAAUGAAACUAUCUAUUUAGAUGUUUCAAACAUGUAAUUACACACAGUUAGGCCGAAAUGCCCAGAGUUUAGGGAAAGGACAUUGUCAUAGAGUUGGAAAAUGUUGUUUUUGCUGCUUCAAGUGGAAAAGUGUUGGAAAUGAACAGAAAGCCUCCCUUAAAAUUACCCCCCUUAAGUAUCGUGUCAGUAUUUAUUGCACUUUGAUGUGUUUUUUUUUCUUUCUUGAAGCCAAAGUAAAACAUCUUUCUGUUGAAUAUGAUGAACAUGCUUUCGAAAAAGUUGUGUGUUUCAGUGCCCUUAAUGCCACCAUGUAAGCUGUACUUACCUAACAUUGGCAUUGUAAAAUUAUUGUAUCACGGUAUGAUAUGUGACUUUUAUCAAACCUUGGUUUUUCAGUUGCACCCCAUCCAAGUUAAUGAACGGUCCGUCACCUCUGCCUAGAGUUGAAAUAGAAAUGUGGAUAAUUUAAUUUGUUUGUCCAAAAAAAUUUCAACCCAUAUCUUUGUUAGAGACUGUCACUCACCAUGCAGUGUUUUGUCACACUGGAAUACAAUUGUUGAACAUAAGUGAACACAAAGGCUUUUGACGAGAGGGCGCUAAGAAGCCCUAAGUGCCAUUGACAAGCACAGAUUUCGCAAGUUUAAGAGGUCAACUGUUCACGAACAGCAGAGAUUUGUGUUAAAAGGGGGAAAUGUUCCACUCAGAUUAAGUAGUGCUUGUAAUCUCAUAGACAACAAAAAGAUCCUGUCACAUUUUUGUAUUUUCUUUUUUAAACUGUCUCCCAAACAGUGCAAUAGAGCACAAUGUAACAGAAGGCACACUAACAGUUGCAUCUUAUGAUUUUAAUUGUUACAACUGAUGAAAAGUUGUUUUUUUUUUUAAAAAAAAGGCAAGAUCUGAUAUGAACUAAACAAUUCUACAUAUAUAUCCAGAUAGGGUGUAUAUUUCACAUGCUGUAGAUGUUAUCAUUACAAAUAAUCAUUCAUUACUGAAGGUGAAGAAAGGGCCCAAGGUCACAAACAACAGUUUAACAUAACCUUUGAUAAGCACAUCGAGUCUCACAGUGGUACCGACUCAGUCACUUGAAACACGUUUUUUUUUUCUCUUUUCAGUAUUUCUGCAAUUGUGUUUUGUUGAGAACUGCUUAAAAAUGUUGAUUACAUCUUAGUUUUAUAGUCUGGCAUUCUUUAUAACCAUUUCUACCUCAUUGCUACAUACUGUACAUGUAGUACUCAUGUCCUGUCAUUUUGAAUGUCUUGCAUUUGUGGGAAAAAAAAAAACUUAAAACAAACAAAAAAAUGGAAUAAAAUAAAAGCUUGCCCUUGAAUCUGAGCAGUCUACCUCAACAAGACUGUCUUUACACUGUCAAGUACAAGUCACCGAAAAAAUGCGGCACCUUGAGGAUAAAGAUGAAGUUAACCUGCACAUACGUUUCAUUUACAGUACCACGUUUUCAUUGAACUUUUGUGGACAUUGUCUCCUGCAAGGUUUUCAAUGCAAAUUCUUUUAGUAAAAAACAAAAAAGAAAACAACUUGCUUUAAUCCUUUGUGAAUUGUCGUAGUGCGCAUGUUAAUGUGUAUGUAUGUGCACUGGCAAUUCUACAUGCAAAUAUGAGGGGAUAACAUUAAGAUAUGGAAAUUUUGAAUUUUUACUUUUCAUAUACAUGUACAGAGAAUGAACUUGCACAUAGCUGUACGUAUUGUACAUUUGCUAAUGAUAUACAGCAUACAUACGAAAAUGCACCACAUACAUGUUUAUAUGUGUGUAUGUAUUGCCAUACUGACAGUACAGUCGAUUUAAAUGUAUUUUAAUUUCAAGGUACAUAAAGUUAUUGAAAUACUGAAUAAAGGUGUUUUCUUUUUUUCCUGAA
Acanthochromis polyacanthus (spiny chromis) is the source of this 7180-nucleotide messenger RNA. It is a transcript of the gene fign, whose product is annotated as fidgetin. Bases 222 to 2483 code for a protein of 753 amino acids. Lineage: Eukaryota; Metazoa; Chordata; Actinopteri; Pomacentridae. The record is from RefSeq and is a predicted model, not a curated record. Gene Ontology annotation, molecular function: ATP hydrolysis activity; microtubule severing ATPase activity; ATP binding. The transcript has 3 exons.